CAGCUAUAACAUGGUGCGAAAGGCAGCCUGUCUCACAAGCUCUCCAGCCUUGCUACCAUUUAAAAUCAGGCUCUUUUUGUCUUGUAAUUGCUGUCUCGCGACCCAACUCCGAUGUGUUCCGUUACCAGCGAGCGGCAGCCUGCCUUCGCAGCCCCUGUCUGGGUGGGGAUCCGAGGCAAGUCCCCUGCAGCAGCGGCAGGCAAGGUUAUAUAGGAAGAGAAAGGAGCCACGCAGCGCGGGAGGGAGCGAACGAGCCGAGCAGGGAAGGGAGAGCCGAGCGCAAGGAGGAGCGCACACGCACACACCCGCGCGCACCCGCUCGCGCGCAGACCGCGCGGGGACAGCUCGCAAGUCCUCGGGUUCCCGGAACGAGAUGCUGCUGCUGGCGCGAUGUCUUCUGGUGGCCCUCGCCUCCUCGCUGCUGGUGUGCUCCGGGCUGGCAUGCGGGCCCGGCAGGGGGUUUGGAAAGAGGCGGCACCCCAAAAAGCUGACCCCUUUAGCCUACAAGCAGUUUAUCCCCAACGUAGCCGAGAAGACCCUGGGGGCCAGCGGCAGAUACGAAGGGAAGAUCACCAGAAACUCCGAGCGAUUUAAGGAACUCACCCCCAAUUACAACCCCGACAUCAUAUUUAAGGAUGAGGAGAACACGGGAGCUGACCGGUUAAUGACUCAGAGGUGCAAGGACAAGCUAAAUGCCUUGGCCAUUUCCGUGAUGAACCAGUGGCCAGGAGUGAAGCUACGGGUGACCGAAGGCUGGGAUGAAGAUGGCCACCACUCAGAGGAGUCGCUACACUAUGAAGGUCGAGCAGUAGACAUCACAACCUCUGACCGCGACCGAAGCAAAUACGGCAUGCUGGCCCGCCUGGCUGUGGAGGCUGGCUUUGACUGGGUCUACUACGAAUCCAAAGCGCACAUCCACUGCUCCGUGAAAGCUGAGAACUCCGUGGCCGCCAAAUCCGGCGGCUGCUUCCCAGGCUCGGCCACCGUGCACCUGGAGCAGGGCGGCACCAAGCUGGUGAAGGACCUGCGUCCCGGGGACCGCGUGCUGGCGGCCGACGACCAGGGCCGGCUGCUCUACAGCGACUUCCUCGCCUUCCUGGACCGCGACGAAGGCGCCAAGAAGGUCUUCUACGUGAUCGAGACGCGGGAGCCGCGGGAGCGCCUGCUGCUCACCGCCGCCCACCUGCUCUUCGUGGCACCGCACAACGAGUCGGGGUCGGAGGAGACCUGGGCGCGGCGGGGCGCGGGCCCGCAGCCGGGGCCGAGCGCGCCAGCCCGGCGUGCGCUCUUCGCCAGCAACGUGCGCCCGGGCCAGCGCGUGUACGUGGUGGCCGAGCGCGACGGGGACCGGCGGCUGCUGCCCGCCGCGGUGCACAGCGUGACGCUACGCGAGGAGGCCACGGGCGCCUACGCGCCGCUCACCGCGCAGGGCACCAUCCUCAUCGACCGGGUGCUGGCCUCGUGCUACGCCGUCAUCGAGGAGCACGGCUGGGCGCACCGCGCCUUCGCGCCCUUCCGCCUGGCGCAUACCCUGCUGGCGUCGCUGGCGCCCAUGCGCACAGACCGUAGCGGCGACGGCGGGGGCGGCAGCCGCGUCCCUCCCCCCGAGGCGGACGCCGAUGCGCCGGCCGCGGGCAUCCACUGGUACUCGCACCUGCUCUACCAAAUCGGCACCUGGCUGUUGGACAGCGAGGCCUUGCAUCCUCUGGGCAUGGCGGUCAAGUCCAGCUGAAGUCAGCGGGGACCGGGCAGGGGGCAUGGGAGGCGGAUGGGGAGGGCAGCAACAGCGAGAUGACACAACAGACACGGGAAAAGCGCACGGAAGGAGACUUUUAAUUAUAAUAAUAAUUAAUAAUAAUAAGUAGGACAGUCCAAAGUAGACUAUAAGGGAGCAAAGACCCCGGGGAGUUCUGUUGUUCUGUUUAG
Molecule: messenger RNA, 1926 nt
Organism: Nannospalax galili (Upper Galilee mountains blind mole rat)
Lineage: Eukaryota; Metazoa; Chordata; Mammalia; Rodentia; Spalacidae
Gene: Shh
Product: sonic hedgehog signaling molecule
Exons: 3
Coding region: 11-1732 (573 amino acids)
Biological process (GO): oligodendrocyte differentiation; cell-cell signaling; multicellular organism development
Molecular function (GO): calcium ion binding; patched binding
Source: RefSeq, a predicted model, not a curated record